CACAACAUGAUUAUUUCUCAGUGGAUUGUUCCAAUAAUUUAUUCUGAUUUCGCUGUGUUGGACGGUUCCAAUAACACGAAAUCAUUCACCUCUUUCCCUUUUUGACUUGUAUUUCUUUCACGUUCUUUCUGCUUCCUGCUUUUUCUUUUUUCUCUUCUUCCCCAUCUUCAAUCUUCCAUUGAACUUUUUUGGCUUACAUUUCUCUUCUUUGAGAGCAUUUUUAAAUCGUGGACAUUUCAUGGCAGCUUCGUUUGAUUGUCAGUCAUCCAUUCUAGUAUCGCUCAAUCGAUUGGAUUUUGAUGAUUUGAACAGCCUUUGGUUUGUCUUUAGCAAAUGUAGGGAGCAUUUGAAAAACGGGUAUCGACUAGAAAACCUCUCUUGGCGUUUAUGGUAUCGACGACAACAUGCCCCAUCUCAGCAUUUGAUAGCGUCUCUAUCAGCUGAUCAUGAUGCAUGGUGCUACGAGGAAUCCCAAAAAGGGUAUCACUCAAAUGUAACACCCACAACCACCCCACCGCUGAGCGAACGGGAUACAGAAGAUGAACAAAAAGAUUUACACAACACCAGCAGUAGCGAUACAGAGGACGACAAUGACAGUCAUUACAUUAUUGAUACCGAUGAAGAGGAUGAUUUUCUUGCUGAUGAAGACCUACUAGACGACGAUGACGACGAUUACGAUAUGGCAGACGACGACCAUUGCGAACAAGACGCUCUUGAAGACGGCAACGCAAAUAUUAAAAUGAAUAGGUUAAAUCAUGUUGUAAAAGUAAAUGGACGGUCGAAAUACAAAGACAGUCAUCAGGCAAAGCAAAUGACCGUUGAACAGUGUUUCAAAAAAACGCAACCCCAACCUGCCACACCACGCCCUUCACUGCUUUCGAAAUUACUCGCUCGUGACUCCAUCAUCAGUACGUGCCAUCAUACUCAAUAUCCUACCUUGCGCCCGCGCACUUUUAAUCUACCCAAUCCUCCUUCUACCCCCUCCCACGGCAAAGAGCUGUCGGAAAGCCUUUGCCACAUCAUGACGGAAAAUAGACAACCAAAAAAGUUCUUCAUUCAUAAUAGACCUUGCGAGCCAUCAGAUAUUCACUGGCUGGAAAGUUUCCAUGGUUGGUAAUAAAACAAUUGUUUCUCCCU
Messenger RNA from Radiomyces spectabilis, 1137 nucleotides. RefSeq lists its product as uncharacterized. The coding region runs from base 239 to 1117 and encodes 292 amino acids. Gene Ontology annotation, biological process: negative regulation of transcription by RNA polymerase II; mitochondria-nucleus signaling pathway; regulation of nitrogen utilization. Gene Ontology annotation, cellular component: cytoplasm. Lineage: Eukaryota; Fungi; Mucoromycota; Mucoromycetes; Mucorales; Radiomycetaceae. The record is from RefSeq and is a predicted model, not a curated record. The transcript is spliced from 2 exons.